Messenger RNA from Pocillopora verrucosa, 2000 nucleotides. RefSeq lists its product as uncharacterized. Gene Ontology annotation, molecular function: protein binding. The record is from RefSeq and is a predicted model, not a curated record. Lineage: Eukaryota; Metazoa; Cnidaria; Anthozoa; Scleractinia; Pocilloporidae.
UUUUUCAAGAUUCGACGAACGAAAUAUUCUCCAUAAUCUGUUUACCAGCUUCGUUAGGAUCCACUGUCGCAUAUUUAAAUUUUAAUGGCGUUAAAUGUGUGUUUGUGCCAACGAAGAUAUAACGAAUAGCUGCCUUAAUGAGCUGUUAUCUGAAGCAGCCAAUUAUCUGCGAAACAUACGUCUGAGUGAAGAGAGUUCGAUGACAGUUAUUUCAACGAACAUGGAGGCUCAAAGAGCUUUCCUUUCGGCCGUGACAUUCGAAAGGCAGAAAUCAUGGAAAAAGGCUGAAGCCAACUACAUGGAAGUGUUACACCUACUCUACAAGAUGAAAUGGAGGAAACACUGGAACAAAGAGAAACUACGGCUGCUGUUGUUUGAGUGUCAUUUCCACUGUGCAGUUGCACUGCAAAACCUUCUAAACUACCAGAAGGCAAUACGGCAGUUUGUGCGAGCAAUGGAGGUGGUCAGCUGGAAAAAGGAUGAGUGUCAGGCAGGUUGCAUCACGGGAAGGGUUCUUCACUUGCACGUCCCAACCCUAGCGAGAAUAUGCUUUUGUUACAUUCACUCAGGAGAUCUCCACGAGGCUCUAAGCAACAUAGAUAGGGCGAUUUUACUGGACUUUAGAAAUCCGGGUUUAUUUUGCGUCAGGUCGGUGGUUAAUUUCCUUCUAAAUCGAGAGGAAAAGGCCUUAUCAGAUGUAAGUUUUGCUCUCCGACUUGCUCCCACGCAAGUCUGCGCGUGGCUUCUCAGAGGGCUCUUCAAGAAACUAAAGAAAGAAAAAAAUGAAGCUAAUGUUACAAGAAUUAGAAAACUCGAACCUGACCUUGCGAAGGCCUGUGAAAUAAAUCCAGAUGCAAUGCUGUUCAUAAGAAUAAAAGAUCUUAGGACCCACUUUCAAGCACUAUUUGAUCGGUUUCUUCCCUCUAUUCGUGUGUCUCACUCUCUAACUGUUAGUGACGUCAUUGAAACAGAGCGGACAACAAAAGCUGGAUAUGGAAGGACUGAAUGGAAACAAAGUAUCGCAUCGUACUCAGGAAAUCAAUCUGCGGUUAGUCAAAAGACUGUUCUUCUUCCUCCGAAUCCAACCUUUGUGUGUGGAGUGGCAAAACCGCAACAAAAGCUUCGAACGUGUCCGCCAAAAGACGAAAGUGGACUCACUGGGAGCAAGCUUGAACAAUUUACCACAGAACCGAGUAUAUCACAUCACAGAUACUCUUUAAACAUUAGCAAGGAUCUCACACCGAAAAAAACACCUUAUCAAACAAGAAGCGCAUGCGGGCCGCGUGUUCCGCACGUGACUCUCAAGGAGGUCGUUAGCGUAAAGAGCGCAUGCGUGUGUGGUGAUAGAAAGUUUAUCGGAGUGAGGAAUUUUUGGGAAAGGAGCGCGGAGGAUCUUGGGGACAACGACGAUCUUUCCAUGAAAAGUGAGAGAAUGUACUCAAGGAGGUGGCUGCAAGAUAGGAUUCCCACAAAAAUUCCAGACUUUGCAGGUUGCCGAAAGCUUCCUUAAAGAGAAUCUCUCGCGUAUUGUCUCAAGUUUACCACAAGCCCUGAAAAAUCCGAACAUUUUAAAUUAAUUAAAUUUCAUGAUAAAAUUUCAUUUAAAUAAACUCAAAGGUGUAAAACCAAACGAAAACAAACCAUAGCACGUUGAUAAAACCUCUAUGCUUUCUCUCUGUAAGGGAGAGGUGCUUGACCAUGUAUUUUUGAAAGAUGCUAUGCCCCGGUCCAAACAUUUCCUUCAUAAACCACUACAGACGUGAAAUAUACCUCUUCAUAUAUAUAUACUUAAAGUACGAACACGCUUCUCUGACAUAUUUUGUAAUUAGAAAUAAAAGGCUAAAGAAGCCUCUUGUAAGUUUAAAAGAACAACAUUACUGUGUUUUCUCGUGACUACAUAGCCGAGUCAUCUCAUGUCAUCCUUACUAACGCCGGUAAACUGAUAGAAAGUUUUGUCUAUUAAUAUUGCUUUUAAAAAUUACCUUAAAAUGUUUCGAUUU